Messenger RNA from Drosophila teissieri, 1552 nucleotides. RefSeq lists its product as uncharacterized. Gene Ontology annotation, molecular function: DNA polymerase processivity factor activity. Lineage: Eukaryota; Metazoa; Arthropoda; Insecta; Diptera; Drosophilidae. The transcript is spliced from 2 exons. The coding region runs from base 277 to 1398 and encodes 373 amino acids. The record is from RefSeq and is a predicted model, not a curated record. Gene Ontology annotation, cellular component: mitochondrial nucleoid. Gene Ontology annotation, biological process: transcription elongation by mitochondrial RNA polymerase; mitochondrial transcription.
AAAAUAUGUGCUUAAAAUUUAUAAUUAUAUUGUAUAAGAAAUUGUGGUUUAAUGGCAUGUGUGAAAUACAUUCCUUUUUCCUCUUUGAGUAAAGUAUAAAGACGGCCUUUAUUUAACUCAACAAUUGGUUGCUAUAAAUUGUUUUUGUACUUCGAUAACCCCAUUGUAUAUCGAUAAGUUUCGAAACCUGAAAACAUAAGCUUGGUCCUACUAGCCGAACAGCUGAUUAGGCAAAAUUAAAUUAAGGAACAAAUCUAUAUCAUACAGCCCACAAAUAUGUUGUGCCGACGCACAUUGUUGUGCGUAACGACUAGAUGCCUACGGCUCCCGCCCAUGCAUCAACUCACACCUGGUCAGCCUGAAAAUGACCUAGCCAGCGACCUCUUGCACGCCUACUCGGAUGCAGAUAGUCUGAAGAUCCUGAAGACGAUAAAUGAAAGCGGCAUGAAUCAGAUAGCCAGCUACGACAUAACCAAGGCGAGGGCCACGAAGCUUCAAAAUUGGAAGGACCGUCAUGGACCGCUACAGAAACUCAGCGACAUCCUAUAUGUGGAGGGAUUCGGACUGAAGGUGACCACCAAAUUCUUUACAAGUUUGCUUGCGCCGGCGAGCACUGGGAGUAUUGCAGAAGGCCUCCAAAAUAAGACAAAAGCUGCACGAAUCGCGCCCUUUAUAAUACCGCCCAUGGACGAGGGCCAGCGUUCCCGGAUAGCAUCUGCCGUAGGGGUGCGCAUCGGAGUAACCAGUGUAAGCUGGGCACGAUUGAAGAUCGGGAGAGACGAAGCUACAUGUCUGCUCACUCACUGGCAACACCAUGAGCUGAACGACAAGAAGGUGCAUUUGUCAGAACUUUCCCGCCGCUGCCUCUAUGUCUCUCACCAGAUACCGGAUGCAGAUUGCUACGUCAUGGAGAGUCCACAAAUGGCGCAAGUCAGCAGCAACCCGGGGAGCAUCGACCAACAGAACGUAAACAUACAAAAGGCUCAGGUGUCUGCAAUCAUGAGCUUCUCCUUGAUGGCUCGUUCAGAUAGCGAUGAGAAGCAGAAGAACAACGUCUACUACAUGCGACGUUUUCUCUCAUCCCGACUGUUUAAUCACCUGGUGGGUACUGAGCGCGUGUCCACCGAGGACACGAUAUUGGCCAUGAUGCGGACACAUUACAACGUGGAACAUAAGAUCCCCGAAACAGAGUCCUCAUUAUAUCUGCCCAAACAGGUCCAGUUUCCCACUGACCUACGCCUUCUAUUUUCGCAGCAAGAGCGCUACCAGCGCGAACUUUUAGGCCAAGCACUUCUUCUAAGCUUAGCUUUUACUCGUCUCGUGCUUCAGCAAGAUCCGCAAAGUAUCGCAUCGGUGUCGCGCAACUCCAAAGUCUCCACUCCAAGCCGGACCUCUUGAAAAGCUACAAGUACGAAAUGUAUUAUAAUAAACAACAAAUGUUCCGCUCUGCGGAAAAUAUAACACUGUUCUAAGGAAAUGGCCUGGAAAAAGCUAAAAGUAUUGGUGGCCGUUUUGCCAUAACUUUAUAUUAUAAUAAACUAAUGCAAAAUUA